Messenger RNA from Mangifera indica (mango), 1341 nucleotides. Its product is annotated as suppressor protein SRP40. Bases 139 to 1143 code for a protein of 334 amino acids. The record is from RefSeq and is a predicted model, not a curated record. Gene Ontology annotation, biological process: positive regulation of DNA-templated transcription; regulation of transcription elongation by RNA polymerase II. Gene Ontology annotation, cellular component: super elongation complex. Gene Ontology annotation, molecular function: transcription elongation factor activity. NCBI's taxonomy places the organism in Eukaryota, Viridiplantae, Streptophyta, Magnoliopsida, Sapindales, Anacardiaceae. The transcript is spliced from 4 exons.
ACAAACUCCCCUCUCUUUACUUGUCGGCAACUGGCAACUGCCAUCUGCAACUUACCAGAAAAAAAAAAAACCCUAGAAUUAUAGGGUUAAAUUCUGCUCGAAUUGUUCAUAAUUUCAUGAAUUGGAAAGCUUUCAACAAUGGCUAACAACAAUGAAGAGCCUAGCACUGCUCCAGCGCCUAAUCGCUGGUACAACAUUACUUUAGGCUCCUCCUUCAGAGACCACCACCACAGUCGUCAAUCUCCCAAGUUCUGCACUUUACGCUAUGAAUUUAAACCAGCUUCUAUAGAUCGGAGCCAACCUGGAUCACUCCAUAAGAGCAGGGAUAACAGGGUUACGGUAGAAUUUCAAAACAAUCAGCAUGGAAAACCCAAGGUGAUCUUUGAGGGUGUUGGUGAAGAUUACAGGGACAAGGACAAUGAUGCAGUUUUACUUUUUGAUGGUGAGACAUGUCGAUUGGAGCGAUUGCACCAAGCUGUGAAGCGAUUGAGGCAUGUUCGUAUACCUGGUGAGCCUUCAGCUGCAGCCGCAUCAACCAUGACUACUUUGGUCACACCAGUGGUGGAAUCUCACUCAACUACGGUUAGUAAAGGGUCAAAACUGCAGCCUGUGAGCUCAGGCAUAGUUCAUGAAAAGGUUCAGGUGGGGCAGAUUGACACUGGAAAGUCAACAAACUUAGAUGCAGAACCUCAAAGUGAAAAGGAUGUGGAGUGUUCAGCUGUUCCUAAUCCAUCAAUAUCAUCACCAUUUGCUGAGAAUAUUCAAGCAGAUGAAUAUGUAGAAAUAGUUGAUGACAAUGAUGAUGGUUGUGAGAUGGGAAAUAGAGGGAAUGCUUCUAAACAGGAGUUCCGCACUGGUCUUGAUAUUGAUAUCAACUUACCGCAUCAAAUUGACAUGGAUGAAGAAAUAGCUGAUGUAGAUGUUAGUGAUGACGACGCAGAUAAGGGCCCUAAUGCCGCCGAAGCUCUUAGAGCUCAGGUAAAUGCUGAAUGUCAAAAGAAACAAACUUCAAGCUCAAGCAGCAGCAGUGAUAGUGAGAGUAGUGAGACAGAAAGUGGGAGCGGCAGUGGGACUGGAAGUGUGAGUGCAAGUACUAGCAGUGAUAGCGAAAGUAGUGAGGCUGACUCAGUCAACUCUAUCUGAGAUAUCUGAGUCAUGCAAGCCAUUCAGCAACUCCACUCUGUUGGUGUAGCAGACAGUGGCGAAGUUGUGGAAUGUUAUUCUACUGAUGCUUAUUUGUAGGGAAGCUUUGAUUCAUAUGCACUGGUGGUUGUACAAAAAUAGAGCUUAAGUUAUUUAUGUAUUUAUAAUCUAGGUCGGUUCUUGCCAUUUGAUAUUAAA